This is a messenger RNA of Closterium sp. NIES-65, 8322 nucleotides long. The record is from the annotation of a GenBank genome assembly. Lineage: Eukaryota; Viridiplantae; Streptophyta; Zygnematophyceae; Desmidiales; Closteriaceae.
AUGGCAGAGCGUCAGCAGGAACGCGCGUCGCCGUCACAACCGCAACAGCAGCAGAGCCAACCAGGAGCGCCCAUGGCGACGGACGCGCAAACGGAGGCGCGCGCAGCAUCAGUCGAGGCGGUGCAGGCGGCGCAGGAGGCGGAAGAGGCGAGCAAGCGCGCGUACGUGAAGCAGGCGCAAGCGCAGGAGAAGAUGCAGGUGGCGGCGCAGGUAGCGGCGCAGCAGCAGCAGGCGGCGCGGCAGGCGGCGAGCAUGGCGGCGAGCGAGGCAGCGCGCGCUGUGAGGGAGGACGAGCGCGCAGCGGGGCGGCAGCAGCAGCAGGAGUCAGCGGUACAGGGCAUGAUAGCGCAGCAGGCAGCGCAGAUGGCGGUGCAGCAACAGCAGCAGCAGCCACAACAGCCCAUGCAGGCAGCAGUGCAGCAGCAGCAGGGCAUGGUGACAGGCCCUAGUACCGCACCUCUCCCUGGUGCCAGUGGAAGCUACUAUUCACCAGCUCCGGGGGCUGCCAUGAGUGGAGUGGAAGGGGCAGCACCGUUGUUGGCAGCAGCGAUGCAGGGCGAGCAUGCGGGUGCAGCAGCACAGGCGUUUGUGGCGCAGAUGGCGAGUGAGGCGGCGGAAACUGCGGCACAGAGCAUGGCAGCAGCACAGCACAUGGCCGCCUCUGCUCCCAACGAUGCUGCCGUGCAGCAGGCAGCAGGGCAGCAGGCAGCGUUAUCAGAGGAGCAGAUGGCUCUGGCACGGCAGCUGGCGGCGGCAAGCAAUGAUCCAGGCACGGCAUUGCACACGGCACAGGCGCAGGAGAAGAAGGCGAAGCGGCACAUCUACAGCACGGGCGCCGCUGGGUGCGGAGGGAAGGCGGCGCCCACCAACGCCAAGAACACGGGGCAGCCGCUACCGUGUCCGUUCUGCGAGCGCGUGUUCAAGCAGGACGGGCGACUCAAGGACCACAUCAAGAGCCAGCACGCUGACGCCGCCGCCGUCAAUGCUGACGUGGACACACCCAACGGAGCGCCGACGACAGGUGUUGCUGGCGCGCAGAGCGUGGGCAGAGGGGCGGGCGCAGCGGGGGCUGGCGCGAAUGCGCGGGGAGGUGAUGGGGCGGGGAGGGGGAAUGGUGCGGCAGUAGGGGGAGUGGAUGGGGAGAAGGGCGGAGCUGGAGCGGGAGCGGCAGGCGGAGGCGGGGGGGGGGGGCGUGUACUAUGUGAAGACGCCCAAGGUGCUGCUGAACGAGUGGUGCCAGAAGAGCAAGCACCCCACGCCCAAGUACAAACACGUGCGCGCCUCCCCACCUCGCCCUCCUCUCGCAUUCCCCCGACUCCUCGCCUUUCCCAACACUCCCCCUUCCCUCCUUUCCCCCUUUCUCCCACUCCAAUCUCCUCUCACUUCUUCCUUCCCUCAACACCCCUCCGUCCCUAUCCCGCCUAUACUUCCCGUCCCCAUCCUUUUCCCCUGCUCUGCGCGCAGGUGGAGGCGCCAGGCGGGGGCUUCCACGCGCGCGCCAUCAUCCCGGAUCCGCGCGACCCCACACAGGACACCAUCGUGUGGUGGCGCGGCACGCCUCCCGCGCCCUCGUCUUUGGACGCGCACAACCGCGCCGCCACCAUGGCCCUGCACCGCGUCAUGGGCUCCACCAGGAUGGAUCGAGUGUUGGGGGAGGAGUACCGGCAGCAGUGGAGGGAUUUAGACCGUGAGGCGGAGGACAGGAAGGAGCGCGACAGGCGCCAUGCGGAGGACAGGCAGCGGCGCGAGGAGCGGGAGCGAGCGCAGCAGCAGCGGCAGGUGCAGCGCGCCAAUGUGUUCCUGAGCGAUGAUAAGCGCCAGCUCGUGCACGCCCUGCUCUCCACUGCCCCCGCACCUGCCCCCGCCUCCUCCUUGCCUGCCCCGUUUGUCCCCGCCACUACUGCGGCUGCUCCCCAGGGCGGGGUGGACUUGAGCGGGGCUCAUGCUGCAACCGCUGGUAUUGCCUCAGUGCCACUGCACGCAGCACCGCCAGUGUCAGCAGCGCCUGCUAGUGGCAGCGAGAGUGAGAGCAGCAGGCAGGCAGUGGCCAAUCAGCUGCUGGCAUCUGGCUUCCCGCUGGAAUGGACACAGCAAGCCACUGCCCACUGCUCUGACUACGUGGCAGCACGUGAUUGGCUCAUCCUGCACAUGCCAGAGCACCUGCUCCCAGCCCAGUUCGCUGCCUCCACAUCCGCCUCCGCGGUUGCAGUGCUGCACUCCGCCUCUCCCGCUGCCAUUCCCUCCGCCACCGCCCUCCAAAUCGACCAGUGGCAGCCGGGCAUCUCCCCUCAGCUGCGCUGGCUACUUGCAUGUGGCUAUGACGGCCCCUCCGCCCUGCAAGCGCUCUCUCUCACUGCUCAUGCCGGUGCAGAUGACGAGGUGGCGGCGCUGCAGUGCCUGCAGCAGCGCUUCCCCAUGGACGUGCGCGGUGCACAAGGCAUGGGGGGAGGGGAUGGCGCAGAGGGGGGAGAAGGGGACGCGGAGGGUACGGAGUGGGGGGAAGGGGAGCAGCGGGGCGAGGGGGAGGUGGGGGAGGCGAGGGAGGAGGAGCGCAUGGUGCUGGAGGCAAUCUUUGGGCCGGAUCUGGCAGUGCGCGAGGUGCAGAGCGGUGCUGGGGGGUUGGCGGUGGUGAUGUCGGUGCGGAUAAAGCAGGAGGCGGGUGGUGCGCAUGGGGAUGGCGAGGACAGCACGCCUACACAUGCUGCUGCGCUUCAUCUUGAGGUGCGCUGCAAACCCAAUGCUACCAUGCCGUUUCUCUUGUUUCUGUGCUCAUGCCCGCAUCUUCCCCUCCUUUGCCCCCUCGUCUCCCCCUCCGCCAUUCAUUCCUUUUCCUGCACUCUUCCCCCCACCAUCCCCCCACUCGCCCCCCACUACCCUCCAGUACCAGUUGCAGCAGCAGCUGUUUCAGCAGCACCAGUCGCUGCUAAUUCCAACACAGGUGCUGCUGCUGCUACUGCCAGUGCUGCUGCUACUGCCAGUGCUGCUGCUACUGCCAGUGCUGGUGCUGCGAGCGCCAGUGCCGGUGGUGCUGGCAGGGACAUGGAAGUGCGGGCAGCAGGGGACGACGCAUGGUGGCAGCAGAGCAGAGCAGGGGGAAAGCCAGGCAGGGGAGCAGGGCGGGGAAUGGGUGAGGGCGAAGCCAGGGAGGAUUGGGAGCGGCUGAAGCGGUGGUGGGAGGAGAUGCAGGGGAGCAGGCAGCACGCGGGCAUGAUGCAGACGCGGAGGGGCCUGCCUGUGGCGGCGUCCAGAGCGCAAGUGCUGGCAGCACUGCAGCAGUCGUGGGUGGUGGUGGUCAGUGGCGCCACUGGCAGCGGCAAGAGCACCCAGGUCCUGUCCCGUUGUGCGCCUGUUGCUCUUUCACCAACCAUCAUUCCAUCCAACCCCUCUCGUGCUGUCGCUCCAUCCAUCUGCAUCACUCUCGCGCCCGCAUCUCCCAACCCCCCCCCUGCUCCCUCCCACCACCAGGUGCCCCAGUACAUUCUAGAGGGCGCCUCUGAGGUGCCCCAGUACAUCCUGGAGGGCGCCUUAGAGGAAUCCGCCGCUGCACCUGCGUCAUCCUCGCACCCUGCACCGUGCUGCUCCGUGGUGAUCACGCAGCCGCGUCGCAUAUCAGCAGUGGGCCUCGCGCACAGGGUGGCGCAGGAGAGGGCUGAGACCGUCGGCGACACUGUGGGGUAUGCGAUCCGCAUGGAGGCACGGCGCUCGCAGCGCACGCGGCUGCUCUUCUGCACCACAGGGCUGCUGCUGCGGCGCCUGCUGGCGGACCCACUGCUGGCGGGGGUGUCACACGUGGUGGUAGACGAGGUGCACGAGCGCUCUCUCGACAGCGACCUGCUGCUGCUGCUGCUGCGCUUCGCACUCCUGCAACGCAACCUGGCUCAACAGCAGGGGCCGGGCCAGGAGAAUCUGCCUCUGCUGCGCAUAGUGCUCAUGUCAGCCACAGCCGACGCGCACGCCUUCGCAGACUACUUCCACCGCCUCCUCCUCUCCCACUCCCACCACUUCCCGCCCUCCCUCCUCUCUCCCCACCCCACAUCCCUCACGCCCUCCACUCCCCUCUCCUCCCUCCUGACCUCACGCCUGCCGCGCCCGGCGCUGAUCACAGUACCAGGGCGCACCCACCCGGUGCGACAGUUGUUUCUGGAAGACGCUCUUGCCCUCACCAACACGGUUAUUGGCCGCAACUCCAAGUAUGCGCGUAAGGGCGCCGGCAAGAGCAACGCUGUUGCAGGAGGCAUGGCACGCGGGGAAAGUGCAGGCAGGGAGGGUGGCGGGGCUGUGGAGAUGGGGGCAAAUGGGGGCGGAGCUGGAGAAAAGGUGGGAGACGCGGAGGAGGGUAAGGUGGCGGGGGAGGAAGACGAUGAGGAGGAGGAGGGUGGGUGGGAGUCUCUGGCGGAUGAUGCGGGUGAUGUGAUCAGCAACAGCAGCAGCAGUGGGCGCAGCAGUGGUGCGGCACUCAGUGCGAGCUCUGCUCCCAUGGCAGAGCACGGCAUGGGUGUGGCGGGUGGCAAUGGAACAGGUGGACAGGGGGCAGUAACAGCAGCAGCAACAGGAGGAGCGGUUGCAGGUGGACGGGCAGGAGCGGUGGCAGGAGGAGGAGGGGCAGGAGGGGGUGGGCAGUACAGUGAGGCGGUGUUGCGGUCGCUGGCAGUGGUGGAGGAGAGUGUGAUCAACUACGAGCUGAUAGAAGCCCUCAUCGCUGCCAUCGUGCGCUCCAACUCCCACCCCCACCAGCAUCAGCAGCAGCAGCAGCAGUGGCAGCAGCGGGAAGAGGAGGUGGUGGGGUCGUCAGCAGGCAGCAGCGUCGGCAGCAGCACCUUCAGCUGGGACAGCGCAGCCAGCAGCAGCAGUGGUAACAGCAGCGCCGCUGCCUCAUCGUUGCUGGUGCCUGAACCAGCAGAGGGCAGAACGGGCAGUGGGCCGUCAAGAGGCGCGCUCAAGGCGAGGGGCAUACUGGUGUUCCUGCCGGGUAUGGCUGAGAUCAAGCACUUGCAGCGACAGCUGGAGGGGAGCCGGGUGCUGCAGCAGGCGGUGGAGGGGGCGGGGCAGCGAGGAGGGCGGGGGGCGAUGGUGGUGGUGACGCUGCAUGGGUCCCUGGCACAGAAGGAGCAGCAGCGGGUGUUUGCAGCGGUGGCGGAGGGCACGUGGAAGGUGGUGCUUUCUACUAACGUGGCUGAGACCAGUGUCACCAUCGACGAUGUCGUGUGGGUGGUGGACAGUGGGCGGAAGAGGGAGGUGGUGCACGAUGUGGUGCGGGGCAUGGACGUCAUGGGCGAUGCGUGGGUGUCACAGGCAGCGGCAUCGCAGAGGGCGGGGCGAGCAGGCAGGGUGCAGCCGGGGUGCUGCAUCCGCCUCUACUCGCGCUCCCUCUUCCACUCCCUGCCGCCGCACACGCCACCGGAGAUGCUGCGCGUCUCCCUCCACUCGCUCUGCUUGCAGGUGAUCAGGAGCUCCGGUUCUGGAGCUCGGGUUCUGGAGGUCGGGUUCUGGAGGUUCUGGAGGUCAGGUUCUGGAGGUCAGGUUCUGGAGCUCGGGUUCUGGAGCUCCGGUUCUGGAGGUCAGGUUCUGGAGGUUCUGGAGCUCGGGUUCUGGAGGUCGGAUUCUGGAGGUCCGGUUCUGGAGCUCCGGUUCUGGAGGUUCUGGAGGUCAGGUUCUGGAGGUCGGGUUCUGGAGCUCGGGUUCUCGACUCCGGUUCUGGAGGUUCUGGAGCUUGGGUUCUGGAGCUCGGGUUCUGGAGGUCAGGUUCUGGAGCUCCGGUUCUGGAGCUCGGGUUCUGGAGGUUCUGGAGCUCCGGUUCUGGAGCUCGGGUUCUGGAGGUUCUGGAGCUUGGGUUCUGGAGCUCGGGUUCUGGAGCUCGGGUUCUGGAGCUCCGGUUCUGGAGGUCAGGUUCUGGAGGUUCUGGAGCUCGGGUUCUGGAGCUCGGGUUCUGGAGCUCGGGUUCUGGAGGUCGGGGCUCUGGAGGUUCUGGAGCUCGGGUUCUGGAGGUCGGAUUCUGGAGGUCCGGUUCUGGAGCUCCGGUUCUGGAGGUUCUGGAGGUCAGGUUCUGGAGGUCGGGUUCUGGAGCUCGGGUUCUCGAGCUCCGGUUCUGGAGGUCAGGUUCUGGAGGUUCUGGAGGUUCUGGAGCUUGGGUUCUGGAGCUCGGGUUCUGGAGGUCAGGUUCUGGAGCUCCGGUUCUGGAGCUCGGGUUCUGGAGGUCAGGUUCUGGAGGUUCUGGAGCUCGGGUUCUUGAGCUCGGGUUCUGGAGGUUCUGGAGGUCAGGUUCUGGAGCUUGGGUUCUGGAGCUCCGGUUCUGGAGGUCAGGUUCUGGAGGUUCUGGAGCUUGGGUUCUGGAGCUCGGGUUCUGGAGGUCAGGUUCUGGAGGUUCUGGAGCUUGGGUUCUGGAGCUCGGGUUCUGGAGGUCAGGUUCUGGAGCUUGGGUUCUGGAGCUCGGGUUCUGGAGGUCCGGUUCUGAAGGUUCUGGAGCUCCGGUUCUGGAGCUCCGGUUCUGGAGGUCCGGUUCUGGAGGUCGGGUUCUGGAGCUCAGGUUCUGGAGGUUCUGGAGCUCGGGUUCUGGAGCUCGGGUUCUGGAGCUCGGGUUCUGGAGGUCGGGUUUUGGAGGUUCUGGAGCUCGGGUUCUGGAGGUCGGAUUCUGGAGGUCCGGUUCUGGAGCUCCGGUUCUGGAGGUUCUGGAGGUCAGGUUCUGGAGGUCGGGUUCUGGAGCUCGGGUUCUCGACUCCGGUUCUGGAGGUUCUGGAGCUUGGGUUCUGGAGCUCCGGUUCUGGAGGUCAAGUUCUGGAGCUCUGGUUCUGGAGCUCGGGUUUUGGAGGUUCUGGAGGUCGGGUUCUGGAGCUCAGGUUCUUGAGCUCGGGUUCUGGAGGUCAGGUUCUGGAGCUUGGGUUCUGGAGCUCCGGUUCUGGAGGUCAAGUUCUGGAGCUCCGGUUCUGGAGCUCGGGUUUUGGAGGUUCUGGAGGUUCUGGAGCUCCGGUUCUGGAGCUCGGGUUCUGGAGGUUCUGGAGCUUGGGUUCUGGAGCUCGGGUUCUGGAGCUCGGGUUCUGGAGCUCCGGUUCUGGAGGUCAGGUUCUGGAGGUUCUGGAGCUCGGGUUCUGGAGGUCGGAUUCUGGAGGUCCGGUUCUGGAGCUCCGGUUCUGGAGGUUCUGGAGGUCAGGUUCUGGAGGUCGGGUUCUGGAGCUCGGGUUCUCGAGCUCCGGUUCUGGAGGUCAGGUUCUGGAGGUUCUGGAGGUUCUGGAGCUCGGGUUCUGGAGGUCGGAUUCUGGAGGUCCGGUUCUGGAGCUCCGGUUCUGGAGGUUCUGGAGGUCAGGUUCUGGAGGUCGGGUUCUGGAGCUCGGGUUCUCGACUCCGGUUCUGGAGGUUCUGGAGCUCGGGUUCUGGAGCUCCGGUUCUGGAGGUCAGGUUCUGGAGGUUCUGGAGCUCCGGUUCAAGAGCUCGGGUUCUGGAGGUCAGGUUCUGGAGCUCGGGUUCUGGAGCUCGGGUUCUGGAGCUCGGGUUCUGGAGGUUCUGGAGCUCGGGUUCUGGAGGUCGGAUUCUGGAGGUCCGGUUCUGGAGCUCCGGUUCUGGAGGUUCUGGAGGUCAGGUUCUGGAGGUCGGUUUCUGGAGCUCGGGUUCUCGAGCUCCGGUUCUGGAGGUCAGGUUCUGGAGGUUCUGGAGCUUGGGUUCUGGAGCUUCGGUUCUGGAGGUCAAGUUCUGGAGCUCCGGUUCUGGAGCUCGGGUUUUGGAGGUUCUGGAGGUUCUGGAGCUCGGGUUCUGGAGCUCGGGUUCUGGAGCUCGGGUUCUGGAGGUCGGGUUUUGGAGGCUCUGGAGGUUCUGGAGCUCGGGUUCUGGAGGUCGGAUUCUGGAGGUCCGGUUCUGGAGUUCCGGUUCUGGAGGUUCUGGAGGUCAGGUUCUGGAGGUCGGGUUCUGGAGCUCGGGUUCUCGAGCUCCGGUUCUGGAGGUCAGGUUCUGGAGGUUCUGGAGGUUGGGUUCUGGAGCCCGGGUUCUGGAGGUACGGUUCUGGAGCUCAGGUUCUGGAGCUCGGGUUCUGGAGCUCCGGUUCUGGAGGUUCUGGAGCUUGGGUUCUGGAGCUCGGGUUCUGGAGGUCAGGUUCUGGAGCUCCGGUUCUGGAGCUCGGGUUCUGGAGGUCAGGUUCUGGAGGUUCUGGAGCUCGGGUUCUUGAGCUCGGGUUCUGGAGGUCAGGUUCUGGAGCUCCGGUUCUGGAGCUCCGGUUCUGGAGGUUCUGGAGGUCAGGUUCUGGAGCUCGGGUUCUGGAGCUCCGGUUCUGGAGGUCAGGUUCUGGAGGUUCUGGAGCUCCGGUUCUGGAGCUCGGGUUCUGGAGGUCAGGUUCUGGAG